Phoenix dactylifera (date palm) is the source of this 3395-nucleotide messenger RNA. Its product is annotated as beta-galactosidase. The record is from RefSeq and is a predicted model, not a curated record. Gene Ontology annotation, biological process: carbohydrate metabolic process. NCBI's taxonomy places the organism in Eukaryota, Viridiplantae, Streptophyta, Magnoliopsida, Arecales, Arecaceae. Gene Ontology annotation, molecular function: hydrolase activity, hydrolyzing O-glycosyl compounds; carbohydrate binding.
ACCUCCCCAUUCCUCCGCUCCUCCUCUCUCUCUCUCUCUUUCUCGCUCUCUCGCCGGCUCCUUCCUUUCUUGCUAUCAUUCAAGUUUAUCGACUCUUCUCCCGCGGAAGAGAGAAAAAGACAGUAGAUAAUUAGGAAGAAAAGGAUAACAGAGCUAUAAAAUCAUUGUAUAAACUGUCUGAGCUGUGUUUCUUUGUCCUCCUUCUCUCCUCUUCUCUCUCUUAUCCCUCUUCCUGCUCUCGAUCUCUGGCUCUUUGUUCCUUUUGAAGUAUAUAGGUAUAUACUGCAUAUAGAGGGGAAAAGGGGAGGAAGAAGGAAACAGUUGGGUGGGAUAUGGGCUCCGAGAGAGUAAUGAGCGGCGGCGGCGGCAGGCUGGCGGUGGCGCUGGUGGUGGCGCUGGUGGUGGCGCUGUUGCUGUCGGGGCUUCUCUUGACAGCGGAUGCUGCCGUGUCCUACGACCAUAAGGCCGUCAUCAUCGGCGGGCAGCGGAGGAUUCUCAUCUCCGGCUCCAUUCACUAUCCCAGGAGCACUCCCGAGAUGUGGCCGGAUCUUAUCCAGAAGGCCAAAGAUGGAGGCUUGGAUGUCAUACAGACGUAUGUGUUCUGGAACGGGCACGAGCCGUCCCCUGGCCAGUAUUACUUUGGGGGGAGGUAUGACCUUGUUCGCUUCAUCAAACUGGUGAAGCAAGCCGGCCUCUACGUUCAUCUUCGCAUUGGCCCCUAUGUUUGUGCUGAAUGGAAUUUCGGGGGAUUUCCUAUUUGGCUCAAAUAUGUCCCUGGUAUCAGCUUCAGGACCAACAAUGGACCUUUCAAGGCGGCGAUGGAGAAAUUCACAGAGAAGAUUGUCUCCAUGAUGAAGGCUGAAGGGCUAUUUGAGUGGCAGGGUGGUCCAAUUAUCCUCUCCCAGAUUGAGAAUGAGUUUGGGCCAUUGGAAUAUGAUGGGGGAGCUCCUGCAAAGUCUUAUGCGAACUGGGCUGCUCAAAUGGCUGUUGGUCUCAAAACAGGCGUGCCAUGGGUCAUGUGCAAACAAGAUGAUGCCCCUGAUCCAGUUAUAAAUACUUGCAAUGGCUUUUAUUGCGAUUACUUUUCUCCAAACAAGCCCUAUAAACCCACGAUGUGGACCGAAGCUUGGACUGGCUGGUUCACAGCUUUUGGAGGUCCAGUUCCCCACCGACCUGCCGAGGACAUGGCCUUUGCUGUUGCACGAUUUAUACAGAAAGGGGGAUCUUUCAUCAACUACUAUAUGUAUCAUGGAGGAACAAACUUUGGCCGGACAGCUGGUGGCCCAUUCAUCGCAACUAGCUAUGACUAUGAUGCUCCAAUUGAUGAAUAUGGUCUUUUAAGAGAGCCAAAAUGGGGCCAUCUGAGGGACUUGCAUAAAGCUAUCAAAUUGUGCGAACCGGCUUUGGUUUCGGGUGAUCCCACAGUGAUGUCACUUGGAAGUAAUCAAGAGGCACAUGUUUUCCGGUCAAAAUCUGGAGCUUGUGCUGCAUUCCUUGCCAAUUACAACCCAAGUUCAUAUGGAAGGAUAACUUUCAAUGGAAUGCACUAUGAUCUUCCCCCUUGGUCCAUCAGCAUACUCCCUAACUGCAAAACCACAGUUUUCAACACUGCAAGGGUUGGAGCUCAAUCCUCGCAGAUGAAAAUGGAAAGGGUGGGAGGGUUUUCCUGGAAUUCAUACAAUGAAGAUACCAACUCUCUUGAUGCAGAUGCAUUCACAAAAGAUGGAUUGGUUGAGCAGAUAAGUAUGACAUGGGAUCGUUCAGACUAUCUGUGGUACACGACAUACGUCAACAUAGGGCAGAAUGAACAAUUUCUGAAAAAUGGCAAGUAUCCAGUCCUUACUGUGCUAUCGGCGGGUCAUGCUAUGCAUGUUUUCAUCAAUGGACAACUGGCAGGGAAUGUUUUUGGUGGUCUAGACAAUCCAAAACUAACAUAUAGCGGAAAUGUUAAGUUGUGGGCAGGCAGCAACAAGAUCUCCAUUUUAAGUGUGGCUGUUGGGCUCCCUAAUGUCGGGAACCAUUUUGAGACGUGGAAUGCUGGUGUUCUUGGUCCGGUGACCCUGGAUGGGCUUAAUCAGGGAAAGAGAGAUCUUUCAAGGCAGAAAUGGACUUACCAGAUUGGUUUGAAAGGAGAAGCUCUGAGCCUUCACUCUCUCAGUGGAAGUUCUUCUGUUGAAUGGGGACAGGCAUCUAAAAAGCAGCCCUUAACAUGGUACAAGACUGUCUUCAGUGCACCUGCUGGGAAUGAGCCAUUGGCUUUAGAUAUGAGCAGCAUGGGAAAAGGUCAAAUAUGGAUUAAUGGAGAGAGCAUCGGUCGAUACUGGCCAGGCUACAAGGCAUAUGGUUCUUGUGGUGGUUGUGAUUACCGAGGAACAUACAGCGAGAAAAAAUGUCAAACCAACUGUGGGGAGUCCUCUCAAACAUGGUAUCAUGUCCCUCGCUCCUGGCUGAACCCAACUGGAAACCUGUUGGUUGUGUUUGAAGAGUGGGGUGGUGAUCCGACUGGAAUUUCGAUGGUAAAAAGAAUAGUUGGAAGUGUUGGUGCAGAAAUUUCUGAAUUGCAGCCUUCUGUUGAUAACUGGAAUGCCAAAGUCUAUGGUAGACCGAAAGCACAUUUAUCUUGUCCUCCUGGACAGAAGAUGACGAACAUAAAAUUUGCUAGCUUUGGCACUCCACAAGGAGUGCAUGGAAAUUUCUCAGAAGGUGCCUGUCAUGCCUUCCAUUCAUAUGAUGCUUUCGACAAGAACUGUGUUGGCCAGCAACACUGCUCAGUCAGUGUUUCUCCUGAAAUGUUUGGAGGAGACCCAUGCCCCGGAACUAUGAAGAAGCUUGCAGUCGAGGCUGUCUGUGAAUGAUUGCCCACAAAAUAUCGAUUAAGUUAAAACAAAGAAGAAGAGGCCAUAUUCUUCUUUGUUAUAUAUAUACCCUACAUACAGAAUUAAUAGAGUUUCAUUGCAAUCGUAGACAGUCAAGAUCUGGAGGCUAUUUACCUUUGGCUAUUGGCGGAGUUGCAGGAACUGCGACACUGGCCAGUAAGGGACUGCCUAAUUAAGUUGGAGCAGAAGAAAAUAUUAAUGUACAUAGGCCAGAUGUUUGAGAUGGCUUGUCGACUAUAUAGAAGAAGAUUGGAGGGGCUAAAGCUUAGAGUGCACAUGUGAUUCUGCAUAUAUUUUGAGUUCAUCUGCAUACUGAAGCAAUUAAAGCUAAGGGCCGGACUGCUGUUUGCAAGCAAUUAGAUCAUCAUUAUCUGAGCAAUAAGCCAGUUCAAAGUGCUUGGCUGGACUGGUGUCUUUCAUUCAUCUAAGAGCAAAGGAUUGUGUUAUACUUCAAACUAUUGAAGUCUGUAAGCAUAUAUGUUGAUCCCUAAUAAAUUGUGGUUGUUCCAUUUCCUUUUC